AUGGCACCUCUCGUCUGGUUUAUUACGGGAGCAAACGCCGGAUUCGGCCUUCUUCUCGCAAACCUAGCAUUGUCCAAGGGCGAUACUGUUGUUGCAACUGCCAGGAGCCUCUCGAAAUUUCCACAGUCUCUUGUGGAGAACCCCAAGGCCCAUUUGGUCGAAACAGAGAUAACCGCAUCAGCUACCAGUAUAACUGAGCUUGUCGACGCGGCCGCUGCCAGACAUGGCCGUAUUGAUGUUCUGGUUAAUAACGCUGGAUAUGGUCACAUUGGCGCUGUAGAAGAAGUAUCAGACGAACAAGCUCGGUACCAAUUCGAUGUGAACUUUUUUGGUUUGCUCAAUUUCACGAGAGCAGUGAUCCCACACAUGAGAAAGCAGGGAUCUGGCGUCAUUGUGCAGCUUUCUAGUGGCGUGGGUAUUCUCGGCGCCCAUGGUGGUCCGAUUUACAGUGCUUCCAAGUUUGCUGUUGAAGGACUGAGUGAGGCUAUGGCUAACGAACUUAAACCGUUUGGCAUCCGCGUUCACAUUAUUGAGCCUGGCAUUUUCCGAACCGACUUUUUGAAGCCCAUCUCCAAUGGUCAGAAUGUGGGCCGCCAUUUGGAAGGAUAUGUGAAUUUGGAAGAGAUGCUCGGUGGUUUGCAUGGGAAUCAGCCAGGGAAUGCAGAGCUUGGUAUCCAGCGCAUGUAUGAGGUUGUCACUGGAACGGGACUGGCCGCUGGGUUGGAAGAUCAGCUCCGUUUCCCCUUGGGGUCGGACUGCUACGGGAUGCUUGAGACGAAGCUUAAGAUGCUGAACGAGACUGCUGAAAAAGUAAAGCACGUUUCUUUAAGCACUGAUUAUUAG
Molecule: messenger RNA, 843 nt
Organism: Trichoderma atroviride IMI 206040
Lineage: Eukaryota; Fungi; Ascomycota; Sordariomycetes; Hypocreales; Hypocreaceae
Molecular function (GO): oxidoreductase activity
Source: RefSeq, a predicted model, not a curated record